UUAUCUCUGAUUGGUCAGUGAGGAGGAAUGGCCCGGAUGUAACGAUGUUAGCUUGACUGGCAAAAUCCCGACAAGAAAACGUGUUAAAAUGUGUGUGAAACAAGUCCUUGCGUGACACCCUCGGUACAUGGUAGUUUCUAAACGAUGUUAUUGUGUCUAGUUUGCUGUACAGAAUUAAAUGAGCAAUGAGCUACUCUUAUUUAAUCGCAGAAAUUAAAUAAGCGACGUCCAUCCUUGGACUUUAUGAGGCUGUGGACGCCUCCUUGUGCAGCUGAAGACCGAGAGCUCGGGGAUAAUUACAGAGUGGACCCAGAACUACUGACCGAGGAGACAGAACAACAAAAGGUACAGCAGGUUAUAUGACUGUAACCAUAACCUACUCGAACAUAUAAAGCUUGCAAACAAGAAUGUUUGAAAGAAGAAUGGGCUAAAGAUGUCUGAAAUGAUGAAGGUGGAAGCAGAUGAACCUAGAGGGUUCCGCUUGGAUCCCCACAUACCUGCAGCAUCCACGUCAGAGCUAGAGGAGGAAUCACAAGACAGCAAAGAUCUCAUCCAUCAGAUGUUGGUGAUUAAAGAGGUUCCUCUUGACUGGAAUGGCGGUUUGAAGCAGCAGGAUCCAGAGUCCCCUUCUGUAAAGGAUGAAGAGGAGGAAUGGUGGAUCAUACAGGAGGAAGAGUUGCUUACCGUAAAGGUUGAAGAUGAAGAGGAAACUCAGUUAUCAGAACUUCACCAAAUAAAAACUGAAGAUAGCAGACAGACUGAAGCUCCAACCAGCAGCUCAGCUGAACAGACGGGACAGACACAGCAUGAUGAAGAAAACUUCGGAGGACAGGAACCAAACAGAGAUCCAGUUGCUCUUUGUUACUCUUCCCAACAAAGUAAGAUGACACCUAAGCUUUGUUCAAAGCUUACCGCUCCGAUUGGGGAAAAGCCAUUUAGUUGCAGUCUUUGUGGCAAGAGUUUUAAACGUAAGACAUCAGCUAAAUUACACAUGAUGACUCACAUUGGAAUGAGAGAACAUAGCUGUGAUCUUUGUGGGAAAGAAUUUAAAGAAAAGAUUUCUCUUCAGACUCAUAUGAGUGUCCACAGUGGAGACAGACCUUUUGCCUGUGACGCUUGUUGUAAAAGGUUUCAUACAAAGAAACACCUUAAAGCUCAUCUGAAGCUCCAUACAGAAGAAAAGCAUUUCACCUGUGAUGUUUGCAACAAUAGAUUUAAGGUUAAGGAGAGUCUUAAAAAACACAUGAGGAGCCAUACCUCAGAUAAACCAUUUGUUUGUAGUAUUUGUAGUAAAAGAUUUUCUCAACAGGACCAUCUAAAGAGACACAUGGGUGUUCACACAGGAGAGAAACCAUUUAUUUGUAGUAUUUGCAGUAAAGGAUUUACACAACAAGUCAAUCUAAAAAGUCAUAUGUGUGUUCAUGCAACAGACAAACCGUUUAUUUGUACAGUUUGUAGUAAAGGGUUCUCACAAAGAGAGAGUCUAAAGAGCCACAUGCAUGUCCACACAGGACAAAGACCGUUUAUUUGUAGUGCUUGUGGUAAAGGAUUUUUGCGGCAAAGAAAUUUAAAGAGUCACAUGAAUGUUCACACUGGAGAGAAAUCGUUUGUUUGUGGUGUUUGCAAUAAAGGAUUUGCUAUUCAAAAGAAUGUGGAAAGACACAUGCGUGUUCACACAGGUGAGAAACCAUUUGUUUGCAAUGUUUGCAGUAAAGAAUUUUCACUACAAGGGAAUCUAAAGAGACACAUGCAAGUUCACACAGGAGAGAAACCAUUUAUUUGUUGUAUUUGCAGUAAAGCAUUUCCACAAAAAGACACUUUAAAGAGUCACAUGCGUGUUCACACUGGAGAGAAACCAUUUAUUUGUAAUGUUUGUGGUAAAGGAUUUUCAUUACGAAAGAACUUACUGAGGCACAUGUCUGUUCACACGGGUGAAAAACCAUUUGUUUGUAAUACUUGUAAUGAAGGAUUUUCUUUGAAAAUUCAUCUAAAAAGUCACAUGCAUGUUCAUGCAUAACUGCCUAUUUUAAGAGUUCGCACAAUGGUAAAUUCUUGUCUUUAUUAAAAAUAGAAAAUGUUCGUGUAAUAUGAUUGAAAUGUGUUGUAAUAAAAGGGGUGUUGUAAAAUAUGUUAAAACUAAAC
This is a messenger RNA of Poeciliopsis prolifica (blackstripe livebearer), 2142 nucleotides long. Its product is annotated as gastrula zinc finger protein XlCGF57.1-like. Gene Ontology annotation, molecular function: DNA-binding transcription factor activity, RNA polymerase II-specific; RNA polymerase II cis-regulatory region sequence-specific DNA binding. Gene Ontology annotation, biological process: regulation of DNA-templated transcription. The record is from RefSeq and is a predicted model, not a curated record. The coding region runs from base 434 to 2017 and encodes 527 amino acids. The transcript has 3 exons. NCBI's taxonomy places the organism in Eukaryota, Metazoa, Chordata, Actinopteri, Cyprinodontiformes, Poeciliidae.